Messenger RNA from Aspergillus affinis, 2052 nucleotides. Its product is annotated as mRNA export factor mexA. Gene Ontology annotation, molecular function: RNA binding; protein binding. The coding region runs from base 1 to 2052 and encodes 683 amino acids. Gene Ontology annotation, cellular component: nucleus. The transcript is spliced from 3 exons. Lineage: Eukaryota; Fungi; Ascomycota; Eurotiomycetes; Eurotiales; Aspergillaceae. Gene Ontology annotation, biological process: poly(A)+ mRNA export from nucleus. The record is from RefSeq and is a predicted model, not a curated record.
AUGAAGAACGGAAAAGGUUCUCGUGGUCGUGCUGGUGGUUCGGACCGUGGGGGGAUUCGCAAGCGGGGUGCGGCCACCAAGGUCGAUCGAGAUGGAGAUCUCUCUAUGGAUGCAGGAUCCGCUCGGAACCGUGGCAAGAAAGCGCGCACAGAAACCGGUCGGUCUGGUGCGGCGGGGGCAGGAGGAGGACGGCCGAGGGCGCUCGAUGCGAUUCAAAAAGCGAUCACCAGCAACUCGGACUCCCAGGCCAACAUUCGCCAGGGCGGUCGCGGGGCUAGCCUGGAACAGGUCAUCGUCCGUGGAUGGAAACAGAGCAAGGCGGCGUCCAAUCGCGACGGCGGCCUCGAGAGCCUUCUCACCUUCCUCGAAAAGAAACUCAACACCGACUCGAAAUCUGGCCAACGCGCAAGGAUAACUAAGUCGCGAAUUGAAGGUGAUGCCCUUAUCGCGUCUAUCAAACCGGAGUUGUUGGAAAGAAUGCUUCAGCUCGAUGGUUUUAGCUUCGCCGGCGCGCCACUCACGAUCGAGAAGCGCGACGAAAACGGAAUGACGGACCAGCCCGUCCUAUCUGAGAUCUCGCGAAACGCUGGAAACCCUUCCACUGCCGAUACCAAGUCCAAAAUGACUACCAUCCUGGGCAAACGCUACUACCAGCAAUCGAAACUACUCGACCUCUCGAAAUUGGGUAGCGAACCGGAUCUUUUGGCCAUGGGCAUAUUCAACAGCACUUCCACUGAAUCCAAAUUCUUCCCGGCUCUCAUGAAAGUGUGGGAGCUGAAUUUCGACAACUCGACGGCGCGGCGAGAGGCUGUCGAAAGCGUCAGUCUUGCCGACAACCAGCUUGCCAACAUCACCGUCGUCACUACUUUGGCUCAGUCUAUCCCGGACUUGAAGAACCUCGAUCUUUCGAACAACAGUUUCAAGGACGCUCAGGCUAUGAUCGGAUGGCGGUGGAAGUUUCGCAACCUAGAAUUCCUCGAUCUCACUGGGAAUCCUUUCAGCGCAGAUCCGUCUUUCAAGGACACCAUGCUGAAGUGGUACCCGAAACUGCGCGUGCUUAACAACUUGGAGGUACGAACGGCGGAGGAAGUGGCUGCGCAGAAAAAGACGCCAAUCCCCGUUCAACCGCCUCAUUUCGUGGACGAGUCUCAGAUUGCAGAGAACUUUGUCAAGGCUUUCUUUGCGGGCUAUGACAACAACCGCAGUGAGAUUAUCAACAGCGUCUACGACAACCGAUCUACUUUUACACUCAACGUCAACACAUCCGCCCCGCGAGCGCAGCAAACUGAAACCGCAGGCUGGGAUGCCUACAUCAAGAAGAGCAGAAAUCUUCUCAAAAUCAGCCAUUUGCCUGCUCGUAUGUCUCGCUCCUUCACGGGACCCGACAAGAUCCGCGAAUUAUGGGACAAUCUUCCCCAAACCCGACACCCCGACAUCGCUGCACACCCGGAACAAUGGCUCAUCGAAUGCACGCCCAUCCCCGGUCUUCCGGAUUCGUCUGGGCAGAGUCCGUUCGGCGUGGGAGGUUUCUUGAUCAUCGUCCACGGAAAAUUCGAUGAAAUGAACACAGGCAAGGUGGAGACACGGAGUUUCGACAGAACUUUUAUUCUUGGACCCGGCGGAGGAAUGGGAGGGAUCAGGGUCAUCAGCGACGUUCUUUGUCUGCGCGCAUACGGUGGACACGAGGCAUGGGUGCCGGAAGGUCAACCAGCGCCGCAGCCUGCUCCUCCCGUUCAGCCAAUUCAGCCAAUUCAGCCCAUUCAACCUGUUCAACCCGUUCAGCUAAUUCCACCCGUUCAACCCGUUCAGCACGCGGCUCUCCCGGGUGCACCAGAAGGUUAUGGGAUGCCCGCACCCACAAAAACGGAGGCUCAAGUGCAGCAGGAACAGCUGGUCAUGGAGAUGAGUGCCAAAACAAGAAUGACUCUGCAGUACUCAGAGAUGGCGCUAUCAGGAAAUGGUUGGAACAUGGAGGCUGCAUUGAAGAAUUUCGAGGAACUUAAGACUCAAGGGCAGUUGCCCCCCGAGGCUUUUCUUCCGGGAACCAUUUAG